Molecule: messenger RNA, 5147 nt
Organism: Amphiprion ocellaris (clown anemonefish)
Lineage: Eukaryota; Metazoa; Chordata; Actinopteri; Pomacentridae
Gene: ctbp1
Product: C-terminal binding protein 1
Exons: 11
Coding region: 240-1583 (447 amino acids)
Molecular function (GO): oxidoreductase activity, acting on the CH-OH group of donors, NAD or NADP as acceptor; transcription corepressor activity; NAD binding
Source: RefSeq, a predicted model, not a curated record
UUGUCUAAUUUCAUGGCGAUCGGGAGAGAGGGAACACUAGCGACGCACGCACACUGUCUCAGCACUCCUCAAAGAGUUUAUUCGGGUGUAAACUAAGUUGUCAACCUGACUGGCACAACACACAUUGUUCUCCAGGAAUCUCUGUUUGUGUGCAGGUGAUACCAAGUGGACAUCAGUAAAGGGACCCCGCUAGCACUUGGAUCUGUUCUUCUCUGUCCCAGGUUAAGACUACUUGGUCUAUGGCUCUGAUGGACAAGCACAAACAGGUCAAGCGGCAGAGACUUGACCGCAUUUGUGAGGGUAUCAGACCCCCUAUCCUGAAUGGGCCGAUGCACCCGCGGCCCCUGGUGGCCCUGCUGGAUGGCCGCGACUGCACUGUGGAGAUGCCCAUCCUCAAAGAUGUGGCCACAGUGGCUUUCUGCGAUGCCCAGUCCACACAAGAGAUUCAUGAGAAGGUGCUAAAUGAGGCGGUGGCUGCUCUGCUAUACCACACUAUCACUCUAUCCAGAGAUGACUUGGAAAAGUUCAAAGGCCUACGAGUAAUUGUCAGGAUUGGCUCCGGCUUUGACAAUGUUGACAUCAAAGCAGCUGCUGAGCUCGGCAUUGCUGUCUGUAAUGUGCCAGCGGCCUCGGUGGAGGAGACGGCCGACACUUCGCUAUGUCUGAUUCUCAACCUGUACAGGCGAGUCACCUGGAUGCACCAAGCUCUAAGGGAGGGGACCCGCGCCUCCAGUGUGGAGCAGAUCAGGGAGGUGGCUGGUGGUGCAGCUCGUAUCCGGGGUGAGACAUUGGGCAUUAUUGGUCUAGGGCGUGUUGGUCAAGCGGUGGCUCUGCGGGCCAAGGCCUUUGGUUUUGGUGUGAUCUUUUAUGACCCAUACCUGCCUGAUGGUGUGGAGCGCUCACUAGGCCUGCAGCGAAUGGCCACCCUGCAGGACCUGCUCAUCCACUCGGACUGCGUUUCCCUGCACUGCAGUCUCAACGAGCACAACCACCACCUCAUUAAUGACUUCACCAUCAAACAGAUGCGUCAAGGAGCCUUCCUGGUGAACACGUCAAGAGGCGGUCUGGUCGAUGAGAAAGCACUGGCUCAGGCCCUAAAGGAGGGCCGGAUACGAGGGGCCGCCCUGGACGUCCAUGAGACAGAACCCUUCAGUUUUUCGACAGGCCCUCUGAAGGACGCCCCGAACCUGAUCUGUACCCCGCACACAUCUUGGUACAGUGAGCAGGCCUCCAUUGAGGCUCGCGAGGAGGCAGCCAGGGAAGUGCGUCGGGCCAUCACUGGGCGUAUUCCCGACAGUCUGAAGAACUGUGUUAAUAAGGAGUAUCUGAUGGCAGCCUCUCAGUGGCCCAGCAUGGAGGCAGCUACUGUUCACCCAGAACUUAAUGGAGCCACCUACAGAUUUCCUCCAGGUCUGAUCAAUGUUGCGACAGGGGGUCUCCCAGGAGCUGGUGCAGGCGUUGAAAGUCUGGUUUCAGGAACCUUGGCACAUGGCAUCGCCCCGGUCUCCCACCCUCCUCACGCCCCAUCCCCGGGGCAGCCUACUAAGGCCGAAGCCGACAGAGACAUCCCCUCCGACCAAUAGCACCCCCCCUCUGCCGCCGCCAGCACAUUCCGUCAUCUCUGGAAACCAACCCCCACCUCCCAGGAUCAGACACAACCCGACCCUCCAAUACAUCGGCAGCAUCAGUUUGACCUGAUGUGGAUCUGCAGUCUUUUCUCAGAUCACAUAACCAGCCCAAGAGUGACCUAUCCACAGUUAGCCCCAUCCCUCCUACCACCCCUCAGAACACACACAUCCUCCACCAUCCUCAUCUCACACACCACCCACUCCCCCAACUAUGUCAGCAAUAACUGUGUUCUCAAGGAUUCAAUGAUUGGAUUGGUUUAUUUCCUUAGUUGGCUGUUGUUUUAAUGGAAAGUUAAUCUGUUGUGGUUCUAGGUGUUAAUGUUUAUUUGUUUGUUUAAAAAAAAAAAAAAAAAAAGCAUUUCUGACAUGAGGCUUUACAGUCUACCGCCUCCUGCAGUCCUCCUUUGGUUCUGACCACUAGAGGCACAGAGGCAGAAGGGUUGAAGCCCCACUUUGUACAUUAAUGGCUCAUGUUACUGCUCUCUUAUUCUUCUUUUUGUUUUGUUUUUCCUCACCCCCUCCAUGCUUCUUAUGAUGAAGGGAAAGUGUGUACUGAAGUAAACCAGACAGAAUCACAAACAGUACAUCCUGUCCUCCCCCCCGAGCAUCUAGCCACCCCUUAGCCCACUUUUCCCCCUUAUCUCUCCCUGGCACUGUCGUCAGCUCGUUCAACAGAGGAAUCCAAAAUGCAGUCAGUGUGGAAGUCUAGGACUGUCAAUGUUUUAUCUUCUCAGCCAAUACUUAUGCUUUUGAGAGUGAUGCCCAAUGUUCUUUGUCAAAUUGUCAGCCAUCCCUGUAUUUACACAUGCUUUGCCCCCUCAUGGAUUAUUUUCUCAUGAGAUGACAGCUUAGGAGCAUCAUAUCAGAGAGCGUCUUGGUAUGAAUUUUUAUCUCCUGCCAGAAGCCAGAGUGCAGCGUAUGAGGUCAUGUGCUUACGGAGCCCACAGAGGCCUCGCCAGCAGAGGGCGCCGUCUGGCUGCUGAGAGCCAAGAGAGUCGCCUGCAGUUCAUUUCAGUUCUGCAAAAGGACAGUUUCAGCCUGCCACCUGGAACUUUCAGGUUAGCUUUAGUGACGACAAAAGUGAUCACACACUGCCAACAUACAUUCAAAACACAGCAGGGGUGACCAGGGAUCGACUACAGCCUUAUUGUUUGAUAAGAUCUCGCCACACCCAACCACCACCCUGCAACCGACCCACCCACCCCCGACUCUUCUCCCACUGUCAUGGCCCACCUGACACAUCUGCUCAUGAACCAGUUUGCAUCCAACAACUCCUUCAAGCAUGAGGGGACAGUAGAGAUUAGAUUCCCUGUAGGAGCAAGGGGACAGUGUUUUUGCAUGCUGGCUUUUUGUUACUGACAGUGGUGUGUGAGUGUGUGAGUGUAUGUACAUGAGUGUGUGGGUGUAUGUACGUUCCCUCACCCUGUUAUGAUAACAAGCUGUUGUCAUUCCAAAGGAAUAGUCCCUAGGAGUAACUCUUAAACGCUGUUGCCCUGGUGUCAACGGAACACCUUUCUAGUACCUCAGUAACAGAUAUUGAAUGUACCGUGCAUACCCUUUUAUUUUUUGUACAGAUUUUCUAGAUAUGUCUUUACUAUUCUUUACUAGAAGGGUUGUGAAAUUGUAGCAGUAAUGACACAAUAAAAAAAAAAAUUCCCUGGGAAAUAAUUUGACAAAAUCUUUGUAGGUUCGAUAAGGUCACUGAAUACUCAGGCUUCAAUCUUUUUUUUUCCCUUUACCGUUUGUUUCAUCAUUGUGGAAAAUUCAGCACAAUUCAGCUUUCCCAUGCUUAGACUUCAGACUGUAGUUGAUGUGUUUCGACCUCAAUCUUACUGGCUAAUGAAAAACGAAAAAACGAAAGGCGGUAUUCGUGGUCUGCUAGUUUUCUUUUACUAGAACAGUAGUUGUAGAUGCUGUUUUGUUUUUCAUUUGAUCCCCCUUCUUUGUCAAGCUGCUCUAUAGUGCAUGUGAGGAAAUUUUUAAGGGGAAAUACUAUUGCCCCCCUCCCUUACCCUAUCCCCCCCCCCCAGUGUUUUCAACCCAAGUUGCCAUUUUUGUCGUGGUCAGUUUCCAGUGAUGUACAGUUUUCCCCUCAGAGUCUAUGAGAGACAUGGAGCAUGUCUGUGUCCUGAAAUGGUAGGCUCCUCUGUCAUGUGAUGAGUAUAUAUUUUUAAAAAAUAACCCCCAUAGUUCGGAUUAUGAGCAUAAUAGUAAUCUUAAAUUUUGCUGUUGAUGAUGAUGAUUAUAUAUAUUUUUCAGUUCAGCAGUGCACUGUUAUGAAACCAUUCUGUUUUAUUGUAGGAUUUCAUUUUUAUGGAUAUGCUGUCUGUGUUCUACAUGUUGUACUGAAACAUUUCAGAGAAAACAAGAGAUCCCUAUCCCCUAUUUUAAAAUUUGUCUUAUCCCACUUUUGCUUUUUCCAACUGAUAUCCUGUGGGCCUUACUUAUUCUCUCCCCGUAACAGUAGCUGUUAUAGAAAGUCGCCAUGGAACCACUCACUGCCUUAAUACAGUUGACCACAGCAGGUGAAGUCAGGAGACACACCCAGCCAGAAAGAACGGGCCGCGAUCAAGGCCGCUCCGCAAAAAGCUCCUCACACCCCGACAGGCCUAAACUUACUGCACCUUGCGUUUCUUUUUCAGUUAUGAACCACAUUUAGCCUUGUGUGAACACUUUUAGCUCAUUCUGCGAUCACAUAAAUCCAGUGUGAAUUCUUACUGUGCAUUAACAAUGUUAUUUUUUUGUUUUGUUUUCUAGUUUUUAAUAGUUCAAGUCAGCCCGGCAGUGUAUAUGUGGCUAUCGGAUAAGCACAGUGUGCAUGCUCACAAUGCAACAGCUGAUAUUUCACUCUUGGGUGUGAGACUUGCCCCACCACCGUGACCACUUCUGGGGCUCUUUGGGCAUCUUUCACAGCUCCGCUAGAGCUUCAGAGUGGCUGGUAGGGGGAGGGCAUAGCGGAAACUGGUGUGGUCUGUCGACAAAAGCAGAAAAUAACGGUGAGAGUUGGUCACGUUUUCUCUCUCAGGGUUCAAAUGCACACAUAUCCUCCAGCAGUCGCUCUCUGUUUCGUGUCCCUCAUCCCGAGUUUUCCGCCUUCAGAAUGUAGAACAGCCUCCUGCGUUUCUAGAAACCGCUCUCCCCUUGUUCCCCUCGUUUGUGCACAGGUCUGAACUUCUUUUUUUUCUGUUUUUCUUUCUUUUGGCACUGACAUUUAACCAUCUAACAAGGAAUGAAUGAAUGAAUGUUUGAAAGUGACUGCGUGUAAUGUUAAAAUUGGGAAAUGUAUUUUUACAACAUGUGAACAUUGUUUUUUCCACUCACACUCAUUGUGAAUUGAUUUUAUUUUCUUUCACCAGACUGCAGAAACAAACAAAAAAAACAAUGAAAAAAAACUCCUGUAACUAGGCUCUUAAGCUUUAUUUUUGUUUUGUUUACUUUUUUAUUAGAAACAAUCAUGUUUGUGAUGGUAACUUCCAAUGGUAAACUCCACACCGUAUUUUAAUAAAAUCUUAAAAAUUA